This is a messenger RNA of Mizuhopecten yessoensis (Yesso scallop), 4716 nucleotides long. Its product is annotated as EF-hand domain-containing family member B-like. Gene Ontology annotation, molecular function: calcium ion binding. The transcript has 9 exons. The record is from RefSeq and is a predicted model, not a curated record. The coding region runs from base 248 to 2059 and encodes 603 amino acids. Lineage: Eukaryota; Metazoa; Mollusca; Bivalvia; Pectinida; Pectinidae.
ACCUCUGUUGCUAAGGCUUUAUCAACAAAGUGUCAAGAAGCUGCAGGUUCCGCAAUUUCUCGAAGGGGUUCACCCGCGUUAUCGUCGGGUAACAGCCUUCAGAUAAAGGGGACAGUUUAAAAAAGUAUUGAAUUUAUCGAUAAAUGGCAGAAGGAAAGAAUACGUAUUGAAUCCGUUAUAUAGUGGAAACGUAAUUUACUGUAACAUUGAUUCGUGUCAACUUGUUUGACAGAGGUGCACAUACAACAUGUCUUCAGUAACAUUACCAGGAAUACAGACGACUGGCAUUUAUGCAGGGAAAUGCAAGGAUUGGUCUCCAGAUGUAAGACCAGCAGGAAAGUUAACAACAACAGGUGAUUCAGCAUUAUCAUGUCUGAAACCGAAAGAUGAAAGGCCUCCUUCCGCAGAUGUUAUUCGUCGGUUCAGAGCCACAUUAAGACCAGAUGCUGGUCAGAUGAGAGUUUUUUAUGGCAAAGCUUCCGACCCUCAUCGUCAAUGGGCAAAGGACAUGUGUCAUGGUAUCAACACACAGUCUUCUGCUAACGCGGGCGAGCUGGCCAACCCCCACCCAAAAACUUUGUUUCAACAGAAAAAGUUUGAGAGGAAGGAAUUUAUCUAUGCCAGUCAUCAAAAAGGUCCUCUUGGAACAUCACACAAUCAGACCCCUUGUCUGCCUAAGGGCCUUAAUAAAGAUGAUUUCACAUUUGGAAUUCCAACAGAAUUAGAUAUUGGUGCAGGUGGACUAAUUAAUCCCAAUAAAACGUAUGCGGAAGUAGAACAAGAAUCGGCUGUGGGACACGAGUUGUACAGAAACACACACAGUGACUAUGAUGUAGGCGAGCAGCACAGGAGGAACUAUACCUCCAUGGGCUUCAGCCCUAACUCAAAGUUUGGAAUUCCCACACCUCACAGUAACGAUGGAAGGCGGACACGCCAGACUCUUAAAUGGAUGUCACAAGCCCAGCAGGAAAAGGCCACCAAAAUUGUGUCAAAACGUGUCGACGAUUUCCGAGAAAGAACACAGCCCCAGCUUGGAUCUGUCCAUGAUCCAAUCAAGGACACCCUGAAGGUCGCCCCAGAUCACACCUUUGGGAUCCUGGUCAAGGCUGAUGAGUAUGGUGCGGGAGACCUACUACACAUGCGACCCCCGGGGUCAUACCUGAGGGGCAAGGACCGACAGCGCGGUGUCAUGGCUGCUAUCAGACAACAUCUGAAGAAGGCCAACUACCACAAUUUCCAUGACCUUUUGGCAGCCUUCAAACAAUAUGACAAGGAUGGGAGUGGGAUGAUCAAGAUGGAGGGUCUGCGAGAAGCUUGCCUCCAGUAUCAUUUACCUGUAGAGCCAGAACUACUUGAACAGCUUAUGGACUAUUGUGACACAAACAGGGAUGGUUGUAUAGACUACCUGGAGUUUUCUAAUUUCCUUAACUGGAAAGACAAGAUGGCUUCUGGCUUUGGGCCCAAGACAGAACCUCCGAAAACACCCAUGACCCCAAAGUCUGCCCCUAGCCCCCAUGCCAGAACCCCUCACUCAGGAAGCGAAGUACGAGUUUCCCAAGAGGACCUCAUCCCAAAGACCCCCCAGAGUGCGGAGAAUACCCCUCGCCGGCUACAGAAACAGAUUGACAUGGCUAUCGGCAAUCAUCGCACCAGUUCUAGUAUGAUCAAUGCUGUCAUCGGUGGUGUGGACACGAGAGAUUUCAGGACAUAUGGUGUCCCAACCAUCCGAACAGACCUUCCAGGUCCGAGGAUCCGACGGGUGGACGAUCGGAAGAACUACGGGGAUGAGUCAGAUGCAUAUGGGCUGAUGAAUCCCUCAAUGUUUAGCCGUAGAGGCGUGUUUGAGAAGGACUUCCUGCUGCCUCGUACACUAGAGGAGAUUAAAGAAAUCUUCACCAGUGUUGGGGUGAAGAUGACUGGAGCAAAUGUUGAGGCCUUGUACCAGACAGCUGCCAAGCAGCAUCCGAAAGGUCACGUCAGUGUGGAGUCAUUCCGAGGCGUCCUUGAUGACGUGCUUGCCAACAAAGUUCUGGAAGGAAAACACCCACUCGCCAUCUAGGUUAAAGGUCAUCAUGAUCUACGCUCAUUUAGGUUAAAGGUCAUCGGACCAUAAUUUCACAAUUAUUGUUAAAUUUGAAGCAGUUGUAUAUUUCAUAAACAUUGAAAUAAGGGAAGCUGGGCAGAUUGUGAAAUGCAAAUUUGUUGUUAAUCAAAGUAUGAAAUUCGAUUUUAUAAACUCUAAAACUUAAAGCGAAUUGUCAAUGAAUUCUUUGGUAUUGGAAGUAUAUUGUUGAUGAUUCAUUGUGUAUAAUGAACAAAUCAAAGAAAUGAAAGAAGGACUUUUUUUCAUUCCAAAAUGAUACAGAGGAGAAAGAAACUCAUAACAGGUGAGUUAGAGAAGAAUUAAAGUAAUAAAGAAGGUGAGAUACAUGUAGUAAAAUAAUUUUCUGUUGAUUCCAUUGAAUAUCAGUAGAAAGUCAUGUGUAUGUCAUUUAAUUACUUCAAAAUAUACAUAUGUUAUUUUAUUUAUGAAGUAUUUUCUGCGGCAAUUUUCAUCAUUCCAAUAUACUCAGGCUGUUAAAUCACAUGUGUAAGGUAGAUAACUCUAUCACUAAUCGCAUGUGCGUAAGGUAGGAUACACCCUUAAAUCGGUUUUAUUAAUAUAAUGAAUAUCCCAUAUUAGUAACUAUAUUAUCGCUAUUACAUUAAUUUCAAUUACAGAAUGAAACGGAACAUAUUGUAGAUAUUUAAUUUUUACUCCAGAAUUGUUUAUUGUACAUAAGAAAGUAAUGCUAAUAUUAAAUCAAGCUACUGUCGCAUUUACAGGAAAUAUGUAUUAAUGAAUACUUGAAGUAAAAGAACAUAAAAAAUAGCUAUUAAUUUCUUGUAGUCUGCUUAAAAAUUCCGAUACUGUUUACUGGAAACUUUGCCGUUCACCGGUAAAAUCUUUAUCAAACCUGUAAUAAUUUUGCCUUUCGUAUGUGUUUACUAUCUAUGGCAUAUUGUGUGUUUUUAUUCGCUGCCACGAUAAAUUUGCCCGCAUCACGGAAGGCGAAAAAAGGUGAAAGUUAAAAUUGUUGCAAAAAUUUCACGGCAUACAGCAUUGCUAUGUGAUAUUAGGGGUAUCUCUAUGCAGUUAAGGGUAUCACUGUAUUUAAGUGUUAGAUCUUAUAACAAUCAAUUAUCAUGAUCAGUAUUUAACUUAUUAAGAACGUUAUUAUGCAAGGUUAAAACGUUUUGUUAUGUGUUAUUAAUCUAUAAAGUAGUCGAAAGCAUUAAGACUCAGUGUGGAAACAGAUCAGGAAAAUUCAGAUGUCAUGUUUGCAGUAUUUCGUAAAUUAAUGAUAUGCAAAUGUGCUUUUUUGCACAUGAUAUUAUGUUAUGCAAGAAUUAAGAUUGUUUUCUAAGAAUGAAAAUUUACGAACACGUAAAUUUGAAGAUUUUAAUGUUUUACGAAUGAAUAUGAUUUUCAAAAAGUUUUCAGUAUUUUAAAAAAGCAUUGAAGCCAAAUGUUACAGAUGAAAUCUGUUGUGCUGUGUUGACACACAUUGAAGCAUUGCAUGCAAAUAUCUUGUAAAGUAUAAAAACAAAGCAAAACAGUAUUUUAAUGUUUCAUUUGUUAGUGUUAAUUGUUUUAAUGAAUUAUAUUUUGUGGUGUUGAAAGAAAUCAAAACUUUUAUGCUAACAGCAUUAUAUUUGAAUACAAUGGAGGAUUUGAGGAAAUCAUUCCCUUAUUUAGUUCCAGCACAAAAUUUAUAAAUGCAAUUUGUUUUGAAAUGUACUGUCUAAUUUUGAUGUUUUCACUGGAGACACUAUCAAUUAUUGAAAAUUUACAUUUAGCUUUGAAUGAUAUUGUUGUGAAAAGGGAAAAUCUUAAACUUUUAUCAUCACAGCGCUGAUUUUUUAAUCAAGAUUUUAUUUUACCUGUGUUUUUCUUGAAAUAUUGAAUCUCAACCAGAAAUAUUUGUUUCCUUCAGCUUCUAGUGUACCAGAUUUUCUCUCUGAAAUAUUGAAAUACAGUUUGUGAAUUCAAUAGACUGUUUUACCAAUUUUUCUCUUGAAAGAUUGAAACACAUUUUUUUUUUAUUUCAGUUGACUAUUUUAACUUUUUUUUUCUUGAAAGAUGGAAAUACACUUUUAAUUGAAUAGACUAUUUUAUCAAUUUUUCAUCUUGAAAGAUUGAAAGACUAUUUCAAUAGGCACAGCACGUUGGCAUAUUCACAAGUAUACUAGGUAAACACUGACGAGAGUUUUGUGUAUAAGACACUUGUUUCUAAUACUUAAUUUCAUUACAGUCACCUUCACCCCUAUGAGUACCAUCCGUUGUAGUUCCCACCCAUUGUUCUAUGUUAUUGGUGUUCAGCUGUAUAUUUUGAAGAUGAUGUUACUAUAUUCUCGAUGUUUUCUUUUUCAUAAAGAGAAAACUUCAUUUCUUUGAAAGUGGAUUGUGUACUGUAAUGUUUAUUUUUAUAUUCCCUUUUCCGCCUUUGACAUAUUUCUGAAAAAAAUGGAUAUUGCUAAAAUUGGAAAGGUAAAGAUAAUCACUUUUGAAUGAAAAUGUAAUAGAUCUUUGUACAUGUAAUGUAUAUUGUAUGUGUCAGAAUGUAGUUUCAUGUGCUAUUUUUAUGUUUAUGGACCUAAGUUUACAUAACCUGUAUUCCGUCCAAGCUGUCAGAGCCAAACUGUGAUAAGACUGGUGACUUUAGAUUGAGUGAU